AUGGCCUGGCAAGUAAUAUUUUUAUUUUCUUCUUUGCUUUGUAAAGCUGUUUCUGAUCAGCUUAAAUAUUCCAUUUAUGAAGAAAUGAAACAGGGUUCUGUUGUAGGAAAUGUGGCAAAGGAUUUGAAUUUGGAUAGUAAAGAAUUGUUAAUUAGAAAAUUGCAAAUUGUCUCUCGCACUAAAAAGCAAUAUUUCAGUUUAGAAGAUGGCAUGUUAUAUGUAGCUGAUAGAAUAGACAGAGAAGAGAUCUGUGAAAUAGAACAUAUUUGCUUUCUGAAUCUUGAAAUUGUGAUUGAAAAUCCAGUGAAUGUGUUCCAUGUUAAAAUUGAAAUUCAAGAUCUAAAUGACAAUUCACCAAGUUUUUCAAAGAAUACUUAUGAUUUAGAAAUUAGUGAAUUAUCUUCUGUUGGUGCACAUUUUGUAUUGGGCAAUGCACAAGAUCCUGAUAUUGGAAGUAAUUCACUACAAAGCUAUGAACUCACUCCCAAUCUGCAUUUUAAAUUGAGAGAAAAAGACAGCAAUGAUGGAAUUAAAUAUCCAGAACUUGUUUUAAUAAAGCCCUUAGAUCGUGAAAACCAAAGUAUCUAUAAUUUAGUUUUAACUGCUUAUGAUGGUGGAAAACCUUUAAAAUCUGGGACCGCUCUAAUUAGAAUUAUGAUUCAUGAUGUAAAUGAUAAUUACCCAGUUUUUAGCCAGGACAAGUAUCAAAUAAGCUUAAAGGAAAAUGUUCCAAAUGGUUUUCUAGUCCUCCAUCUAAAGGCUACUGAUGCAGAUGAUGGUUCAAAUGCAGAAAUUACAUAUUCAUUCAACCGCAUUGCUAAAAAUGCAAUGGAAACUUUCACUUUAGAUUCUCAAAGUGGUGAUAUUAGAACAAAAGGACAGCUAGACUUUGAAAUUACAAAGAGUUAUGAGAUGUCUGUAGAAGCUAAAGAUGGUGGUGGUUUAGUGGUACAUUGUACAAUUUCAAUUCAGAUUAUCGAUGUAAAUGACAAUGCACCUGAAAUCAUUCUUACAUCUUUGUCUACACCAAUUCCAGAGGAUUCCUUACCUGGUACACUAAUAGCACUAAUUAAUGUGCAUGAUAUAGACUCAGGUUCAAAUGGUCAGGUGACUUGUCAAGUUGAAAAUGAAUUGCCAUUUAAAUUAAUAUCAUCAUCUCCUGGAUAUUACAAACUAGUUACUACAAGUAUUAUGGACAGAGAAAAAACAGCUGAUUAUAUUAUUGUAAUAAAAGCUGAAGAUGCUGGAUCACCUCCAAUGUUUACAAACAAAACUAUUCAGUUAACAAUAUCUGAUGUAAAUGACAAUUCACCUAUUUUUGAUAAAGCAAGUUAUGUGGCCUAUGUUAUGGAAAAUAACUUAGCUGGAACUUCAAUACACAGAGUGCAUGCAUCAGAUAUUGAUAUUAACGAAAAUGCCAGAAUUGUAUUCUCCAUCUUUAACACAGAUAUUGAAAAUAUUCCAGUAGCUUCAUAUGUUUCCAUAAACUCUGCAACUGGAGUUGUUUAUGCACAACGCUCAUUUGACUAUGAACAGUUAAGGGAAUUUCAAUUACAAGUAACGGCUAAAGAUAGUGGAUCUCCUCCUCUAAGCAGUAAUUCCACAGUCAAGAUAUGUAUCAUUGAUAAGAAUGACAAUGGUCCUAAGAUUCUUUACCCAUCACCAGACACUGAGGAAACAGCCUUAUUUGAGUUUAUUCCUCGCUCAUCUGAAAAAGGUUAUUUAAUAACUAAAGUGAUUGCAGUGGAUGCUGACUCUGGACACAAUGCUUGGCUCUCUUACCACUUUUUACAAGUUCCAGAACCAGCUUCUUUUAUCAUUGGGCAGCACACAGGUGAAAUUAGGUUGUCUCGCACCUUCAAGGACAUAGAUUCUUUAAGGCAAAAGGUUGUGAUAUUGGUAAAGGACAAUGGUGAACCGUCUCUUUCUGCUACAGUUACUUUAAAGUUGGUUGUGGCAGAAACAUAUCAACAAGUUCUUCCUGAAAUAAGAAGCCAUCCGAAAGAUUUAGAAACUCAAUCCAAUGUGACCUUUUACCUGGUCAUAUCCAUUGCUGUGAUUUCUGUUUUAUUCAUCCUGACAGUAAUAGCUACAGUUAUUUCUAAAUAUAGGAAAUCAAAUACUCCAACAACUUUCGAAACUCUAAGUAGAAAUAUGUAUCCACAAGUUGCUUUGAGAUAUCCUUCUCAAUUCAGUGAUGGAAGUUUGCCACUGCCUUACUCAUAUGAUGUCUGUGUAUCACUUGACUCAAGUCAAAAUGAAUUUGCACAUAUCAAGCCAGUUGAGAAUGUUCCAACUGAUAAUCUUAUCGAUACCAAUGAUUUAGAUACUGGGAAUGAUUCGGUGGAUGUGAAUAAUGGACAAACUGGUAAAGUGGAUCUAAAUCCCUGGCAGGUGGAAAUCAUUAACAGAAUAACCAGUAGGACACAGUAUAUGGGUAGUAACCAGCAGAACACAAAGACAAUGGCAUGGCAAGUAAUAUAUUUCCUUUUUCAUAUUCUUUGUGAGGCUGUGUCUGAUCAGCUUCAAUACACAAUUUAUGAAGAAAUUAAACAAGGUUCUUUAGUAGGGAAUUUGACAAAAGAUUUAGAUAUGGAUACUAAAGAACUAUUAAACAGAAAGUUACAAAUUGUUUCUCAAACUAAAAAGCAAUACUUCAAUAUCAGUUUAGAAAAUGACAGCUUACAUGUUAUUGAUUGGAUAGACAGAGAAGAAAUAUGUGAAAAAGAGCAGAUUUGUUUUCUGGAUCUUGAAAUAGUGGUUGAAAAACCAGUGAAUGUGUUCCAUGUUAAAAUUAAAGUUCAAGAUAUUAAUGAUAAUACACCAUGAUUUUCUAAGGAUAUAUUUCAUGUAGAAAUUGCUGAAUUUGCGACUCCUGGUGCACAUUUUGCUUUGGGGAAUGCACAAGAUCCUGAUAUUGGUACAAAUUAUUUACAAAGCUAUGAACUCAGCCCCAACCUUUAUUUCAAACUGAGAGAAAAAACUAACACUGAUGGAAUUAAAUAUCCUGAACUUAUUUUAAAAACACCCUUAGAUCGCGAAGAGCAAAGCAUCUAUAAUUUGAUUCUAACGGCUUAUGAUGGAGGUAAACCUGUUAAAUCUGGAACAGCACUAAUAAAGGUUGUAGUACAAGAUGUAAAUGACAAUUAUCCUGUUUUUAGCCAUGAUAAAUAUCAAACAAGUUUAAAGGAAAAUGUACCCAAUGGAUUUAUAGUUCUCCAUGUAAAUGCUACUGAUGCAGAUGAAGGUUCAAAUGCAGAAAUAACAUAUUCAUUCAGUCACAUUGAUAAAAAUGCAAUGGAAACCUUUAUUUUAGAUUCUCAAAGUGGUGAUAUUAGAACAAAAGGAGAGCUGGACUUUGAAGUUACAAAAAGUUAUGAGAUGUUGGUGGAAGCUAAAGAUGGUGGUGGUUUAGUAGCACAGUGCACAGUUUUAGUUCAAAUUGUUGAUGUUAAUGACAAUGCCCCUGAAAUAAUAAUUACAUCAUUGUCUUCACCGUUUUCAGAGGAUUCUUUACCUGGUACACUUGUAGCAUUAAUUAAAGUGCAUGAUCUGGACCUUGGAAAAAAUGGUGAAGUGACUUGUCAGGUUGAAGAGGAUUUGCCAUUUAAAUUAGUAUCAUCAUCUCUAGGCUAUUACAAGCUAGUAACAACAAGUCCUAUGGAUAGAGAAAAGACAUGCGAAUAUAAUAUAUUAAUAAAAGCUGAAGAUGCUGGAUCUCCUCCAAAGUUUACAGUUAAAACAAUUAAGUUAACAAUAUUGGAUAUAAAUGACAAUCCUCCUGUUUUUGAAAAAACAAGUUAUGUGCAUGUUAUGGAAAAUAACCUAGCUGGAACUUCAAUACACACAGUGCAUGCAUCAGAUCUUGAUGUCAAUGAGAAUGCCAAAAUAAUAUUCAACAUUUUAAACACAGACAUUGAGACCAUGCCAAUAGCUUCAUAUGUUUCCAUAAACUCAGUAACUGGAGUUGUUUAUGCACAACGCUCAUUUGACUAUGAACAGUUACGAGAAUUUGAGUUUCAAGUAACAGCUAAAGACAGCGGAUCACCUUCUCUAAGCAGUAAUGUUACAGUCAGGAUAUUCAUUAUUGAUAGGAAUGACAACUCUCCAAAGAUUCUCUAUCCAUCACCAGCCUCUGAUGAAACAGCAUUAUUUGAGUUUAUUCCCUGCACAUCUGAAAAAGGUUAUUUAAUAUCCAAAGUGAUUGCAGUGGAUGCUGACUCGGGACAUAAUGCUUGGCUCUCUUAUCACUUUCUACAGGUUCCAGAACCAGCUUCUUUCAUUAUUGGGCAGCACUCUGGGGAAAUAAGAUUGUCUCGAACCCUCCAGGAUAUAGAUUCUUUAAGACAAAAAGUUGUGGUUAUGGUAAAGGACAAUGGUGAACCACCACUUUCUGCUACAGUUACUUUAAAAGUAGUUGUAGCUGAAACGUAUCAGCAAAUUAUUCCAGAGAUAAGCAGCCAUCCCAGAGAUACAGAAACUCAAUCCUAUGUGACCUUUUAUUUAGUAAUAUCAAUAGCUGUGAUUUCUGUUUUAUUCAUUUUGACUGUGAUGGUUACAGUUAUUUUCAAAUACAAGAAAUCAAAUACUUUUGGAACUCUGAGCAAAGAUUUGUAUCCACAAGUUGCUCUCAGAUAUCCUUCUCAAUUCAGUGAUGGAAGUUUGCCAUUACCAUACUCAUAUGAUGUCUGUUUUACACUUGACUCAAGUCAAAAUGAAUUUUCAUUUCUGAAAUCUGUGGAAAAUGUCCCAACAGAUAAUCUUAUUGAUACUAAUGAUUCAGCUACUGAAGAUGAUUCUGUAAGAGCAACUGUGGCUCCUACUCUGAAGCAGAGAACAAUGACAUGGCAAGUAAUAUAUUUCCUUUUUUAUAUCCUUGUUGAGGCUGUGUCUGACCAGAUUCAAUACUCAAUUUAUGAAGAAAUUAAACAAGGUUCUACAGUAGGCAAUUUGGUACAAGAUUUGGAUAUGAAUACUAAGGAAUUAUCAUAUAGAAAAUUACAAAUUGUUUCACGGAGCAAAAAGCAAUAUUUUAAUAUUAGUUUAGAAAAUGGCAUCUUAUAUGUUAUUGAUCGAAUAGACAGAGAAGAAAUAUGUGAAACAGAACCAGAAUGCUUUUUGAAUCUUGAAAUAGUGGUUGAAAAACCAGUGAAUGUGUUCUAUGUUAAAAUUGAAGUUCAGGAUAUUAAUGAUAAUUCACCAACAUUUUCUAAGGAUAUAUUUCAUGUAGAAAUUGGUGAAUUUGCUACUCCUGGUGCACAUUUUGCCUUGGGAAAUGCACAAGAUCUUGAUGUUGGUACAAAUUCUUUACAAAGCUAUGAACUCAGCCCCAACCUGCAUUUUAAACUUAGAGAAAAAACUAGCACUGAUGGAGUUAAAUAUCCUGAACUUAUUUUAAAAACACCUUUAGAUCGCGAGGAGCAAAGCAUCUAUAAUUUGAUUCUAACUGCUUAUGAUGGGGGUAAACCAGUAAGAUCUGGAACUGCACUGAUAAGAGUUGUGGUUCAGGAUGUAAAUGAUAAUUAUCCUUUAUUUAGCCAGGACAUAUAUCAUAUAAACAUAAAGGAAAAUGUGCCUAAUGGUUCUCUUGUUCUGCAUUUAAAUGCUACUGAUGCAGAUGAAGGGUUAAAUGCAGAAAUUAUGUAUUCAUUCAGUCACAUGGGUAAAAACUCAUUGGAAACUUUCAGUCUAGAUUCUCAAAACGGCAACAUCAAAACAAAAGGUGAACUUGAUUUUGAAGUUACAAAGAGCUAUGAGAUGCUGGUGGAAGCUAAAGAUGGUGGUGGUUUAGUGACACAGUGUAAGAUUUCAGUCCAGAUUGUUGAUGUCAAUGACAAUGCCCCUGAAAUAAUAAUUACAUCUUUGUCUACACCCAUUCCAGAGGACUCCUUACCUGGUACACUUGUAGCACUAAUUAACGUUCACGAUCUGGACUCGGGAAAAAAUGGUGAGGUGACUUGUCAGGUUGAAGAGGAUUUGCCAUUUAAAUUGAUAUCUUCAUCUUUAGGUUAUUACAAACUUGUAACAACAAAUCAUAUGGACAGAGAAAAAAAAUCUGAUUAUAAUAUCAUAAUAAAAGCUGAAGAUGGAGGAUAUCCACCAAUGUUUAAAAGCAAAACAAUUAAUUUAACCAUAUCAGAUAAAAAUGACAAUCCUCCUGUUUUUGAUAAAACCAAUUAUGUAAUCUAUGUUAUGGAAAAUAACCUAGCUGGAACUUCAAUAUACAGAGUGAAUGCAUCAGACAUUGAUAUUUAUGAAAAUGCGAGAAUAAUAUUCUCCAUCUUUAACACAGAUAUUGAGACUAUACCAGUAGCUUCAUAUGUUUCCAUUAAUUCAGCAACUGGAGUUAUUUAUGCACAACGCUCAUUUGACUAUGAACAGUUAAGAGAAUUUGAGUUUCAAGUCACAGCUAAAGACAGUGGAUUACCUCCUCUAAGCAGUAAUGCCAAAGUCAGAAUAUGUGUCACUGAUAGGAAUGACAAUCCUCCAAAGAUCCUAUAUCCCUCAACAGAUUCUGAGGAAACAGCAUUAUUUGAGUUUAUUCCCCGCACAUCUGAAAAAGGAUAUUUAAUAACCAAAGUGAUUGCAGUGGAUGCUGACUCGGGACAUAAUGCUUGGCUCUCUUAUCACUUUCUACAGGUUCCAGAACCAGCUUCUUUCAUUAUUGGGCAACACACAGGGGAAAUUAGGUUGUCACGAACCCUUCAGGAUAUAGAUUCUUUAAGACAAAAAGUUGUGGUUAUGGUAAAGGACAAUGGUGAACCAGCUCUUUCUGCUACAGUUACUUUAAAGAUAGUUGUAGCUGAAACAUAUCAGCAAAUUCUUCCAGAGAUAAGCAGCCAUCCCAGAGAUACAGAAACUCAAUCCUAUGUGACUUUUUAUUUAGUAAUAUCAAUAGCUGUGAUUUCUGUUUUAUUCAUUUUGACCGUGAUGGUUACAGUUAUUUUUAAAUACAAGAAAUCAAAUAUUCCAACUACUUUUGGAGCUCUAAGCAAAGAUUUGUAUCCACAAGUUGCUUUAAGGUAUUCUUCUCAGUUCAACGAUGGAAGUUUGCCACUGCCAUACUCAUAUGAUGUCUGUUUUACACUUGACUCAAGUCAAAAUGAAUUUCCACAUCUUAAAUCAGCUGAAAAUGUUCCAACUGAUAAUCUUAUUGAUACUGAUGACCCAGCUACUGGAAAUGAUUCUCUGAAAGACACUGUGCCUCCUGCCAGUCUCCAACAGGAGGCCUGUGAGAAAGUGCUAUUGAACAAGCUCAACCCCAUUAUAACUGAUGUCCCAGCUGAUACCCUCCUCAGGAGUCCUGAAGUAAGGUUUGAGGACUAUAGCGGUACUCUAGAAGAGCCGUUGCAUGUUGUCUGGCAGAGGCAAAAUAUGGGACAUACUACUGCUACAUGGAGUGAUUUGACCUCCUGGGGAGCGGAUCUCCUAAUAUACAAACGUGGGGCUGUAGAUCUGUCUGAUAUAUACGGAGAUACAUUGAUGGAUUCAGCGCAUCCAUAUGCCUUACCGGAGUCAGCGGUGAAGAGCCUAAACUACGUGACCGUCAACAGUCCCAUGCUUGUUCUCUCAGCCAGAAUGAAAGUGAACACCAAGCGCCUACCUGAAGCGGUGAGCCGCGACAAACAGGCUUUACUACUUGAAAGCUUUCCCCUGGAGGUUAAAAACACUGAUCUACAAGUAUGGAAAAAUCCCCGUCACAGCAUUUUGGGACAAGUGAUCAGAAAAGCUGGUGUGAGCUUUACUGAGCAGAGACUACACCAUACAGUUAUCAGGAAAAUGGCAUGGCAAGUAAUAUAUUUCCUUUUCUAUAUCUUUUGUGAAGCUGUGUCUGAUCAGCUUCAAUAUUCAAUUUAUGAAGAAAUUAAACAAGGUUCUGUAGUAGGACAUUUGGCAAAAGAUUUGGAAAUGAAUACUAAAGAAUUAUUUAACAGAAAAUUACAAAUUGUUUCUCAUAGUAAAAAGCAAUAUUUCAAUAUCAGUUUAGAAAAUGGCAACUUAUAUGUUAUUGAUCGAAUAGACAGAGAAGAAAUAUGUGAACCAGAACCAGAAUGCUUUCUGAAUCUUGAAAUAGUGGUUGAAAAACCAGUGAAUGUGUUUGAUGUUGAAAUUGAAAUUCAAGAUAUUAAUGAUAAUUCACCAGCAUUCUCUAAGGAUAUAUUUCAUGUAGAAAUUGGUGAAUUUGCUUCUCCUGGUGCUCAUUUUGCUUUGGGAAAUGCACAAGAUCCUGAUGUUGGUACAAAUUCUUUACAAAGCUAUGAACUAAGCCCCAACCUGCAUUUUAAACUUAGAGAAAAAAUUAGCACUGAUGGAGUUAAAUAUCCUGAACUUAUUUUAAAAACACCUUUAGAUCGUGAGGAGCAAAGCAUCUAUAAUUUAAUUCUAACUGCUUAUGAUGGGGGUAAACCAGUAAGAUCCGGAACUGCACUGAUAAAGGUUGUGGUUCAGGAUGUGAAUGACAAUUAUCCUGUGUUCAGCCAGGACAUAUAUCACAUAAACUUAAUGGAAAAUAUACCUAAUGGUUCUCUUGUUCUGCAUCUAAAUGCUACUGAUGCAGAUGAAGGGUCAAAUGCAGAAAUUACGUAUUUAUUCAGUCACAUAAGUAAAAGCUCAUUAGAAACUUUUAUUUUAGAUUCUCAAAGUGGCGACAUUAGAACAAAAGGAAAACUUGACUUUGAAGUUACAAGGAACUAUGAGAUGCUGGUGGAAGCUAAAGAUGGUGGUGGUUUAGUGACACAGUGUAAAAUUUCAAUCCAGAUUGUUGAUGUCAAUGAUAACGCUCCUAAAAUAAUAAUUACAUCUUUGUCUACACCAAUUCCAGAGGACUCCUUACCUGGUACACUUCUGGCACUUAUUAAGGUUCAUGAUCUGGACUCAGGAAAAAAUGGUGAGGUGACUUGUCAAGUUGAAGAUGAUUUGCCUUUCAAAUUAAUAUCUUCAUCUUUGGGCUAUUACAAACUUGUAACAACAAAUCCCAUGGACAGAGAAAAAGUUUCUCAUUAUAAUAUCAUAAUUAAAGCUGAAGACACAGGAUCACCUCCAAUGUUCACAAAUACAACUAUUAAUUUAACAAUAUCAGAUGUAAAUGACAAUCCUCCUUUUUUUGAUAAAACAAGUUAUGUUAUCUAUGUUAUGGAAAAUAAUCUAGCUGGAACAUCAAUAUACAGAGUGAAUGCAUCAGACAUUGAUAUUAAUGACAAUGCAAGAAUAAUAUUCUCCAUCUUUAACACAGAUAUUGAGACUAUACCAGUUGCUUCAUAUGUUUCUAUAAAUUCAGCAACUGGAGUUAUUUAUGCACAACGUUCAUUUGACUAUGAACAGUUAAGAGAAUUUGAGCUCAGAGUAAUUGCUAAAGACAGUGGAUCACCCCCUCUAAGCAGCAAUGCCACAAUCAGAAUAUGUAUCAUUGAUAGGAAUGACAAUGCUCCAAAGAUUCUAUAUCCAUCCCCAGACACAGAUGAAACAGCUUUAUUUGAGUUUAUUCCCCGAACAUCUGAAAAAGGCUAUUUAAUAACCAAAGUGAUUGCAGUGGAUGCUGACUCUGGACAUAAUGCUUGGCUCUCUUAUCACUUUCUACAGGUUCCAGAAACAGCUUAUUUCAUAAUUGGGCAGCACACAGGGGAAAUUAGGUUGGCACAGACCCUUCAGGAUAUAGAUUCUUUAAGACAAAAGGUUGUGAUUAUGGUAAAGGACAAUGGUAAUCCAUCACUUUCAGCAACAGUUACUUUAAAGAUAGUUGUAGCUGAAACGUAUCAGCAAAUUCUUCCAGAGAUAAGCAGCCAUCCCAGAGAUUCAGAAACUCAAUCCUAUGUAACCUUUUAUUUAGUGAUAUCAAUAGCUGUGAUUUCUGUUUUAUUCAUUUUGACAGUGAUGGUUACAGUCAUUUCUAAAUACCGGAAAUCAAAUACUCCAACUACUUUUGGAGCUUUAAGCAAUGAUUUGUAUCCACAAGUUGCUCUCAGAUAUCCUUCUCAAUUCACUGAUGGAAGUUUGCCACUUCCAUACUCAUAUGAUGUCUGUUUUACACUUGACUCAGGUCAAAAUGAAUUUUCACAUCUGAAAUCUGUGGAAAAUGUCCCAACAGAUAAUCUUAUUGAUACUGAUGAUUCAGCUACUGGAAACAAUUCUCUGAAUGAAGCUGUAGUUCCAGGCAAUCUCAAAGAGGUCGUACAGAGGUUAAAAAGAAACAACAACUUUGGAAAAAGUCAUACAGCUUAUGGAGCUAAAGGAGUCCCCUACAGUUACUUUCUCACAAGCUUUGCAGGAAAAAUGGUUGCACCUAUAGGUUCCAUUCAAUCUCAACCAGGAGGACCCAUCUGUCUGUUCCCUCCUCAAUCUCGUGGGUGCAAUCAUAUUGCCUAUUGUUCUGUUUCUUUUGGCCUAAAGUUUGAUGCCACCCUACAGAAAGUGCUGGCAGAAGCAAAAACAUUGCUAUUGGAGACCAAACGUACAAAAUACUUAAGAGACCUACAGGAUUACAAUCUAAACAGAGUCUAUAUAUGGAAUAGGAGAGAUCAUUUUGCCCUAAGGAAGGAACAGAACAAAUCAGUUCCUUAUUACAACAGAAGAAGAGGAGGAAACAGAUCCAGAGGUAACAGAGGUAGACGUGUAAACUUCCAAGAGAGUGAAGGAGAAUCCUGGGAUGAAGGAUCAUCUUCAGGAGGAGAAGAAUUGGGAGCUUAUGAAACCACGGUGAGACCAAAGGAGGGAACAAAUAGAUUACCCCCAAUCUUGAAGAACAAAGACUUGGAAACAGUAUCCACCUUAUCACAUUAUAGAGAGGAGCCCCCUCAGACAGGAGGGGCACAGAGAUACAUAGGAGAAACUGAAAAAUCCCAAACUCUUUUGGACGUCAACAAAAUGAUUCGCAACUUAACGUUGAGAAAGUUUUUCAAGACCCAGGACCAACGUCAAUUUAAUGAGAAUCCAAGUUCUGUUGACGGAUCUGAUCUUGAACAUCACUUUUCUACUGAUCUGAAUUUUCAAGAAUUAUGUGAUGUAAGGACUCUGGAAUCUCUCCAAGGAGAGGAGAAAAUGGAAGAAAGUAGGCGGGUGACAACACCACUACUAAAGAACAAAUCUUUGUUCUAUCCCAUUCAAAGUAGGGGUCCUCUAUUGGAGAAAUUCCAGAAACGGGUUGAAAGUGAUUUAACUAAACUUCAAUAUGUCACACAAAGGGGCAAAAAGUCUAAUGUCACACGAAAACAAAAAAUAGCCUUAGAAGGUGUAAGAAAUAACAACAAUCUAGUGAUUAGAUCAGCGGACAAAGGCGGAGCAAUUGUGGUCCUUGAUAAGGAGGACUUCAUUCAAGAGGCUUUAAGACAGUUGAGAAUAGAACAGGAUUAUGAGGUGUUAUUACAAGACCCAACACGCCAAUUCCAGAGACAGCUGGCCUCCCUUGUGGACAACGGGGUAGAGAUGGGUUAUAUUGACCAAGAAACUAAGGACUAUCUUCUGGUACAGAACCCAGCCAUUCCUGUGUUUAAUCAUCUACCUAAAAUUCACAAGUCUGUAGAAAAUGUCCAAGGGAGGCCAAUUGUUAGUGGAAUUGGCUCUUUACUGGAACACCUGUCGGAAUGGUUGGACGGCAUUUUGCAACCCUUGGUGAGUACCCUUUGGAGUCACCUGUCUGAUACCAAGCACGUUUUGAAUUUACUUUCUGAUAUGAUCUGGCAGAGUGACUUCAAAUGGUUGACAGUGGACGUAAGAUCCCUGUAUUCCACCAUACCACACGAAAAGGGCUUGGAAGCUCUAGAAUUCUUUCUAUCUAAAAAAUAUGAAAAUGACCAGGAUUUUACAGAAUACAUAUUGAAGGGCUCUCAUAAAGAUCUAGAGAGGUUUGUAGAGGGACUAAAUAACAACACUGUAGGCAUUAGCUUUACCUCUGAGAUACAAGAACACACAGUAAAUUUUUUGGACAUCACAUUGAAGGGGAAAACAGGUCAGAAGAUCAUCACAGAAACCUAUCGAAAGCCAAUCACAGGGAACUCUCUGCUGCACGCCUCAAGUUGUCACCCAAGGAGGGUGUUUAGGGGUGUAGCCAGAGGACAGUUCAUUCGCCUAAAAAGGAACUGUACUAAUUAUAGUACAUAUGAAAAACAGGCCGAUGAACUGUCAGAUAGACUCAUAGAGAGAGGCUACCCAAGGACAACAAUUACUAAGGAGAGGAACUCUGUUACUAAAAUCAACAGAGCUGAUCUCUUGAAACAGAGAAACACAAAGUAUAAAGAAGGGACAAAAGAGAUUGGGGACAGGAAAAUCACAUUCACGACAGAAUAUUCACAGCAGUACACACAAAUAUGCCAGAUUAUUAGAAAUAAUUAUCAUCUACUGUCAGCUGAUGAUGCUCUUAAAGAGACAGUAACUGAAGGCAUUAGGUGCACUUACAAAAGAAACAGAACAAUAGGCAAUAUGAUUGCACCCACGAGAUUGAGGAGGGAACAGACAGAUGGGUCCUCCUGGUUGAGAUUGAAUGGAACCUAUAGGUGCAACCAUUUUUCCUGCAAAGCUUGUGAGAAAGUAACUGUAGGGGACUCCUUUAGCUCCCUGGUUACAGGAGAACAUUUUCAGAAAAAAAAACAGAAGCUGAGGAACAAAAUGAUUUGGCAAGUAAUAUUUUUAUUAAUAUCAUUCCUUUGUGAGGCUGCAUCCAAUCAACAUCAUUACUCGAUUUAUGAAGAAAUUAAACAAGGUUCUGUAGUAGGUAAUGUUGCAAAUGAUUUUAGUAUGGAUAGUAAAGAUUUAAAAGCUCGAAAACUGCGUAUUGCAUCUCAUACUAAAAAACAAUAUUUUAAUAUCAGUUUAGAAAAUGGCAAUUUUUUUGUAAGUGAUAGAAUAGACAGAGAAGCAAUAUGUGAGACAGGACAGAAUUGCUUAUUAAAUCUAGAAAUAGUGGUUGAAAAUCCUGUGAAUGUUUUUCAUGUUAUGAUUGAAAUUAAAGAUAUAAAUGACAAUCCACCACAUUUUUCUAAAAAAAUAUAUGAUAUUGGAAUAAGUGAGUCUGCAUUUCUUGGAGCACAUUUUGUUUUAGGAAAUGCACAAGAUCCAGAUCUAGGUAGUAAUUCUUUACAGAAUUACAAGCUCAGUCCAAAUCUGUACUUUACUUUGGGAGAAAAAACUAGCACUGAUGGAGUUAAAUAUCCUGAACUUAUAUUGGAAAAACCUUUGGAUCGUGAAAACCAAAGCAUUUAUAAUUUAAUUUUAACUGCUUAUGAUGGUGGCAAACCUGUAAAAUCUGGAACUGCUGUAAUAAGGAUUGUAGUUCAGGAUGUAAAUGAUAAUUUCCCCGUGUUCAGCAAGGACAAAUACAAAGAAAAUUUAAAAGAAAAUGUAAUGAAUGGUUUUCUAGUUCUCCAGCUAAAUGCUACUGAUGCAGAUGAAGGUUCAAAUGCAGAAAUUACCUAUUCAUUUAUUCACAUUGCGGAAAAUGCCAUGGAAACUUUCACUUUAGAUUCUCAAAAUGGUGACAUUAGAACAAAAGGAGAGGUGGACUUUGAAGUUACAAAAAGUUAUGAAAUGACAGUGGAAGCUAAAGAUGGGGGUGGAUUAGUGACACACUGCACAGUGUCAAUUCAGAUUGUUGAUGUUAAUGACAAUGCACCUAGAAUAAUACUUACAUCGUUGUCUUCACCAAUUCCAGAGGACUCCUUACCUGGCACACUUAUAGCACUAAUUAAUGUAUAUGAUUUGGACUCAGGUCAAAAUGGUGAGGUGAUUUGCCAAGUCACAGAGAAUCUGCCAUUUAAAUUAAUACCAUCAUCUCUAGGUUAUUACAAACUUGUAACUACACAUACUGUGGAUAGAGAAAAGGUAUCAGAUUACACAAUCCUAAUUAAGGCAGAAGACAAAGGGAUUCCUCCAAUGCUUACCAACAAAACUAUUAAUUUAUCAAUUUCAGAUGUAAAUGACAAUAUGCCAGUUUUUGAUCGAGAAAAUGAUGUGGCCUAUAUUAUAGAAAACAAUGUAGCUGGAACCUCAGUAUACAGAGUCCAUGCCUCUGACUUCGAUAUUAAUGAGAAUGCUAAAAUAAUAUUCUCAAUUCUUGACAUAAAUAUUGAGAACAUUCCUAUAUCUUCAUAUAUUUCCAUAAACUCAGCAACUGGAGUUGUUUAUGCACAACGUUCAUUUGAUUAUGAACAGUUAAGAGAAUUCCAGUUCCAAAUAAUGGCUAAAGACAGUGGAUCACCUCCUCUAAGCACUAAUGCCACAGUAAGAAUAUGCAUCAUUGAUAGGAAUGACAAUGCUCCUAAGAUUCUCUACCCAUCACCAGACUCUGAUGAAAUGGCACUAUUUGAGUUUAUUCCCCGUACAUCUGAAAAAGGUUAUUUAAUAACCAAAGUAAUUGCAGUGGAUGCUGACUCUGGACACAAUGCUUGGCUUUCUUAUUACUUUCUACAUGUCCCAGAACCAGCUUCUUUCAUCAUUGGGCAGCACACAGGAGAAAUUAGGUUGGCACGCACUUUCCUGGAUAUAGAUUCUUUAAGACAAAAGGUUGUGGUUAUGGUAAAAGACAAUGGAGAACCAUCCCUCUCUGCUACAGCUACCCUAAAGAUAGUGGUGGCAGAUACAUAUCAACAAAUACUUCCAGAGAUAAGCAGACAGCCCAGAGAUUCAGAAACUCAGUCCAAUGUAACAUUUUACUUGGUCCUUUCCAUAGCUGUGAUUUCUGUUUUAUUUAUUUUUACAGUAAUAAUUACAAUAAUUUCUAAAUGCAGAAAAACAAAUACUACAACUUCUUUUGGAACUUUAAGCAGAGAUUUAUAUCCUCAAGUUGCUCUGAGAUAUCCUUCUCAGUUAAUUGAUGGAAGUUUGCCCCUGCCGUACUCUUAUGAUGUUUGUGUAUCAUUGGAUUCAAGUCAAAAUGAAUUUGCACAUCUCAAACCAGCUGAGAAUGUUCCAACUGAUAAUCUUAUUGAUACUAAUGACUCAUGUACUAGAGACAGUUCUGUAAAAGAUGAAAUUACUUCUACAAGUCUCAUGCAGAAAGCCCAGAAAAUCGAAAUAAAAGAAAUCGAGGAAACACUUAAUCAGUCAGCAACAAGUGUGGAUAUCGAUAAGGUGAUAAAAGAUAUUAAUACUAAAAUCAGCAAACUUAGAAGAGAGGAAGGUACAGAAGCAGAACAAAUUUCAUUGCAUUUAACAAGAUCAUCUCAUGGGGUCCUUUUGCAAAUGGAAACAUUACUAAACCAAAAGUCAGAGAGUAAAUGUUUUUAUGUAAAAGUAGAAAUUCAGGAUAUAAAUGACAAUGCACCUCAUUUUCCUAAGGAUUUAUUUGAAAUAGAAAUGAGUGAAUUUGCUUCUCCUGGAACACGUUUUGUUUUAGGAAAUGCACAGGAUCCAGAUCUAGAUCUUUUAUGUUUGCCUCUGGAGGUCCUUUGUAAAGCUGUAUCUGAUCAUCUCCAAUACUCAAUGUAUGAAGAAAUGAAGAAAGGUUCUAUAAUUGGGAAUGUUGCAAAGGACUUGGGUAUGGACAAUACAGAAAUGCUAAUAAGAAAUUUGCAAAUCGCAUCUCGGACCAAAAAACAAUAUUUUAAUAUCAAUUUAGAAAAUGGUAACUUAUUUGUGAUUGACAGAAUAGACAGGGAAGCAAUGUGUGGGAUAGAGCAGAAUUGCUUCUUGACUUUUGAAAUAUUGGUUGAAAAUCCUGUGAAUGUUUUCCACAUUAAAGUAGAAAUUCAGGAUAUAAAUGACAAUCCACCUCAUUUUCCCAAAGAUGUAUUUGAUGUAGAAAUUGGUGAAUUUGCUUCUCCUGGAACACAUGUUGUUUUAGGAAAUGCACAAGAUCCUGACCUAGGUAUUAAUUCUGUGCAAAGCUAUGAACUGAGCUCCAAUAUACAUUUCACACUAGGAGAAAAAACAAGCACCAAUGGAAUAAAAUAUCCUGAACUUGUUUUAGAAAAGCCCUUAGAUCGUGAGGAGCAAAGCAUCUAUAAUCUGAUUUUAACUGCUUAUGAUGGAGGUAAACCUGUAAAAUCUGGAACUGCUCUUAUAAGGAUAGCAGUAAAUGAUGUAAAUGAUCAUUUUCCUGUGUUUAGCCAAGACAAAUUUCAAAUAAGUAUAAAUGAAAAUGUACCAAAGGGUUUUCUGAUUCUUCAUCUUAAUGCUACAGAUGCAGAUGAAGGUUCAAAUGCAGAAAUAACAUAUUCAUUCAUUCACAUUGCUAAAAAUGCCAUGGAAACAUUCAUUUUGGAUUCUCAAAAUGGUGACAUUAGAUUAAAAGGAGAGCUAGACUUUGAACUUACAAAAAGUUAUGAGAUGACAGUGGAGGCUAAAGAUGGUGGUGGUUUGGUGGGACACUGUACAAUUUCAAUUCGUAUUAUUGAUAUUAAUGACAACGCUCCUGAAAUAAUAAUUAAAUCUUUGUCUACACCAAUUCCAGAGGACUGCUUACCUGGCACUCUUGUAGCACUAAUUAAUAUUCAUGAUUUGGACUCAGGAAAAAAUGGUGAGAUAAUUUGUCAAGUUGUUGGUGAACUGCCAUUUAAAUUAAUAACUUCAUCUUUAGAUUAUUACAAACUUGUAACGUCACAAACUAUGGACAGAGAAAAGAAAUCUGAUUAUAAUAUUACAAUAAAAGCUGAAGAUGGAGGAUCUCCCCCACUGUUUUCAAAUAAAACAAUUCAUUUAAAAAUAUCAGAUAUAAAUGACAAUCCUCCAGUUUUUGAUAAAACAAGUUAUGUGGCCUAUGUUAUGGAAAAUAACUUAGCUGGAACUUCAAUACACAAAGUACAUGCUUCAGAUCUUGAUAUUGAUGAAAAUGCUAGAAUAAUAUUCUCCAUUCUUGAUAUGAAUCUUGAAAACAUUCCUAUAUCUUCAUAUGUUUCCAUAAACUCAGCAACUGGAGUUGUUUAUGCACAGCGCUCAUUUGAUUAUGAACAAUUAAGAGACAUUAAAUUUCAAUUAAUGGCUAAAGACAGUGGAUCUCCUACUCUAAGCAGCAAUGCAACAGUCAGGAUAUGCAUUUUAGACAGGAAUGACAAUACUCCGAAGAUUCUCUAUCCGUCAACAGAUGCAGAUGAAACAACAUUAGUUGAGUUUAUUCCUCACACUUCUGAGAAAGGUUAUCUGAUAACCAAAGUAAUUGCAGUGGAUGCUGACUCUGGACACAAUGCUUGGCUGUCUUACCAGUUUCUACAAAUACCAGAACCAGCAUCAUUUACCAUUGGGCAACACACCGGGGAAAUUAGGUUGGCACGUUCCCUCCAGGAUACAGAUUCUUUAAGGCAGAAGGUUGUGGUUUUGGUAAAAGACAAUGGUGAACCACCUCUUUCUGCAACAGUUACUCUAAAGUUGGUUAUGGGAGAAACAUAUCAACAGAUUCUUCCAGAGAUAAGAAGCCAACCCAAUGAUUUAGAGACUCAGUCAAAUGUAACAUUUUUUCUAGUAAUAUCAAUAGCUGUGAUUUCUAUUUUAUUCAUUUUAACAGUAAUAGCUGCAGUUAUUUCUAAAUUCAGGAAAGUUACUACUCAAACAGCUUUUGGCACUCUGACUAGGGAUUUGUUCCCCCAAGUUGCCCUCAGAUGUCCUUCUCAGUUUGGUGAUGGAACAUUGCCGCUCCCAUACUCAUACGAUGUCUGUGUAGCACUUGAUUCAAGCCAAAAUGACUUUUCCCAUCUCAAACCAAUCCAGAAUGUUCCAACUGACAAUCUUAUUGACACAGUUGAUCCUGUCCCUGGAAAUGAUUUGUUGAACAAAAAUUUGCCUUCAGAGAAUCCUAAGGGAUAUGAAAUUCAGUGCUUUUUGGAGAAUAUAAAAACACCGGUGAUUUCAGAGGUAGAUAUGGAUGUCCUAAAUGCACUAAUACUUGAACAAGAUAUAAUCAAAACCAUGAAGAAUAUGACAAAAGGGAAAGUCCCAGAACCAGAUAGUCUACCCCUUAAGUUCUACUGGUUACUGAAGGACGCGAUUAUUCAUGAUAUAAAAGAUCUUUAUGAAUGUUAUUAUCUCAACAGCCAAAUAAUAACAACACAAUUUAAGUCUGCAAAUGUAAUAUUGUUACCAAAAGAAGAUAAAGAUCCCACUCAAGUAGCCUUGUAUAGAUCAAUCUCACUUUUGAAUCUUGACUUUAAGAUCUUCAUGAAAAUCAUUGCGGAUCAGCUAAAAUUAGUUCUACCAAAACUUAUCCACCCAGAUAAGGUGGUUUUUGUGAUGGGGAGAACUUCAGAAUUGAACAUCUGA
Bombina bombina (fire-bellied toad) is the source of this 18177-nucleotide messenger RNA. RefSeq lists its product as uncharacterized. NCBI's taxonomy places the organism in Eukaryota, Metazoa, Chordata, Amphibia, Anura, Bombinatoridae. Gene Ontology annotation, cellular component: plasma membrane. Gene Ontology annotation, biological process: homophilic cell-cell adhesion. The record is from RefSeq and is a predicted model, not a curated record. Gene Ontology annotation, molecular function: calcium ion binding.